CCCAUCCGCCCAUCCACCUAUCCAUCCAGAUUCUACCCUGGCUGAGCUAGUCAUCAUUUUAGUCAUAGAUACAAAAACUAACAGGACUUUGUCCAUUUUCUUAGGAGUCCUCAGUCCAGGUAGAAAAGUAGUAGUGUCAGGUGAUCUCAGUGCGUCAGGGAGCCUCCGAGGCCAUCUACCAAUUCUGGAUCAUUGCCAUUUUCUGCAAGAAGAGCAGAACAUGGCUGAGUUGAAGGCCAGGCUUCCCGAGAGGAGUCAGAACCAGCCUUGGUUCAGGUUAGGUGCUCUUGAUAGCAGCCUGAUGCUGCCUAGCUUUUCCUUUCCAACAUAUGUUCUUUUUCUGAGUAUAUUUUCCCUGCAAAGGGAAUUUAUAAAAAGCAAUCCUAAUUUUUUCCUUGGUUAAAACUAUUUAAAAAGGAAAGAAACACACACACAUACAUGCUCAUGCACAACCAUUCCAGAAGUAAAUGCUGAAAUUUGUUUUUAACUUUUUUCUCUCUUCCCUGAAAAGUGAAGAUUCCUCCUCAGAACCCCACCAUACUGGUUUGCCUUCUCUUCUCUCCAGUGAACUUCUUUGUGUGGCUGCAGCUUUCUGGAAAUCUGUUUCAAACUCUAAAAAGCAGCUGGAACACACUUGAGACGUUCAGCACCAACUACAAAGUGAUGGCAUUGACUGUGCAAAACAGAUGCUGUUUGCAUUCAAAUAAAAGACAAACAUAAUAUUUGCAUUAAUACAGAGUCUUUGCAAAUGUAUUUGCAUAAAACGGUUUCUCCUUUUCUAAGAGCUGGUUACUUUUAACUAAUUUCUGAGUGCAGCAAAGGAUAAGCAAUCUUUUGCUGAUUAUUUGUCAUGAAGAGUUGCUUUUGCACAAGCAUAGCUGAUUUCAAAGAAGGGCUCUCUGACAUGCAAAUGUGAUGUCAAGUGGAGCAUGGUGAGAAUAGCCCAUGUGCACCGCCAUGAUUACUGUCGGUCGUUUUCUUGGUAUCCUUUUGUGUUUAAAAGCAGGAUUGAUGAGCUGUUGCAGUGGUACUAAACUCAACUUCAGGUCUUACACAGAGUUACUCAAACCAUGCUGUAUUUCAGCGAUCUCUUAGAAUGAAAAGAAGCUAAAUGGCUGGCACAUUGGAUGCUCUGGUACUUUGGAGUGCACUUUCAAGGACAGCUAUACUUCUUUUUUCAUUCCCAUGGAGAUGUAAGAGUAAAGAUAAAGAAGUAAGAACAAUGGUCUCUUGGAAGUACAGCCCAAAAAUCAAUUUCAUAAGUCCUCUGUAAUUAUUUUAAGUGUGAGUCACCAGUUUGGCUGAGUGUCCUAUGUGUCAAGGUAAAGACAGAAGCUUGUUCAUUUUUAGGAUUUACAUUGCUCCUAAGAGGAAACCAACCCAGCUUUUGAAUGGGGACUUUUUUUUUUUUUUUAUCGUGUCCCGUAUUAAAAAAAAUAACUUCCGCAUCAUGACCCAGGACACACACAGGUGAAACAAAAGUUACAGGAAACAGUAUUACACAUAAUGAAAGUGGUCUCAGUCACUGUGUGAAACUUUCGGUUUAACUUAGUAGUCAAUGCUUCUUUAUAUUUACUGACAUGUUUUCUAGUGUUUAGGACACCAGUGCUUCUGGCAUCUUAUUCUUUCACUUUGGACAUGAUUUCCUUAUUUCUGAAAUAACCCUUUAGUUGUUUUUUCAGUAUGAUAAACACUCAAAUUUUGUUUGUCUGAAAAUGGCCUCCCCCCACACCCCAUUACUUGAAUGAUAGUUUAGCUGGGUAUAGAAUCAUAGGAUGCCAUGUAUUUUAGCAGCCCAGUCCCAGUGCGGUCUUAGCAGUUGAGGAUAUUUUAUCACCUUCUGGCUUUUCUUUGUUGUUGUUGCUGUCCAGGACUUAGCUCCCAGUCAAUUGUUGUUUCCUCUUAGGUAAUCUGUCUUGUCUUUCUUGGUGGUUUUAAGAUUCCCCACCCCCACCACGUGGUGUUCUGGUGUUCCGCUGUGAUGUGUUCUGCUAUGAUAUGCUGUGGUGUGCAUUUGUACUUUUUAUUUUGCUUGGGACUUAACAUGCUUUUUAAAUCCAAGGACUCUUGUCUUGCUGGAAUUCUGGAGUAUUCUUGUCCCUUAUCCCUUAGAAUACCUCUUCUGCCUUUUCUCUGUUCUUUACUUCAGGAAUUCAUACUAGAUCUGUGUUUACAGUCUUCUUUUAUCUGCUCUCAGUCCUCUAUCUUUUCUCUCUUAUCUUUUUGUGUUGCAUUCUGGUUUCUUAUUUAGCUCUAUCACCAGUUUUGUAUUUGUCUUUAGCUAUUUUCAGUAGCUUUAUUUUUCAAUUCUAGAAAAUCAUUUUUUUAACUUUCUUUUUCUUUUUCCAGAGUUCCUUUCUUUUAUUAUAGGUUCUUCCUUCAUUUCACUUCCUACUUUAAAAAAAAAAGCAUGUUUUAUAGUCUUUUCUAUAUUAUUUUAUUAUUUGGAGUCAUUUCUGUUGUGUUUUGCUGACUCUUGCAUGGUGGAUUGUUUCCAUGUGUCAUUUUUAAUUUUUAUUGUAAACUUCUCUUCAGCAGGCAAUUCUCUUCCCCCUCUCUCCCUGCCUUCCUUUUUUCCUUCCUUCCUCUCUAUUCCUCCAUUCCUUUCCUUCCUUUCUUUCUUCCAUGGGUGUUUCUUUAUACCCUGGGUUGUUGCUAUUCCUAGGGCCCCAGUGUUUCGCAAGUUCUGAACAAGUUUCUAUCUUAAUUUCUAAACCUGGGAUUCCUGCACUGCUGAAGCAGCCUGAACUUGGAGGCCACACCCACAUAGACACAGCCUUAGGGUUUCAUUCUCUCAAACUAGAUGCUUCCCAGCAACCCUCCUCUCCACUUCUCUGCCUGGUGGGUAGCAUUUUCUAAUGCCCUUUCCAUAGACUCAGUAGUCCUUGAGAGUUUUGUCCUUAUCCAGGAGUCUCAGUUCCAGCUCUGUCUAGGGGAGGCUUAUGGCCACCUUUCCUGCCCACCUGGAUGUUCAAGUCUCCCCAGGUCCCUCUGGCGUGUGUCCUGUGACUCUGAGAUAGGUGCUGAAGCUUGGGGUACCUGCUUAGAAUGCCCCUCUUUUCUUUCUCCUUGUAAGUGGGGUCUUCUCUGUCUGUAUUUCGAUCUCAACUCUAUAUGAAAUUGGGGUGGGACAAUAUUCUAUAUUCUAAUCAUUGUUUCUGUAUUCUUAUGGGGGAGGUGCAGGAGGUCCUUGCUGAUUCAGUCCAACAAUUUCAGGAACCUAAAAUUUUGACACUGAACUUUGUUUACAGCUUGUCAUGAAUUGAAUUGUAUCCUGCAAAAAUGUGUCAACUUGGUUAGGCCAUGUUUCCCAGUAUUGUGUGGUUGUCCUCCAUUUUGUGAUUGUAAUUUUUAUGUUACAGAGGUGCGAUUGGAACACUCUUACCCAGGUCACAUCCCUGAUCCAAUGUAAAGGGAGUUUCCCUGGGUUGUGGCCUAUAUCACCUUUAUCUUUCAAGAGAUAAAAAGAAAAGGGAAACAAGCAGAGAUGGGGGCCUCAUGCCACCAAGAAAGCAGUGCCAGGAACAGAGUGCAUCCUUUGGACCCAGGGUCUCUGCAUGGAGAAGCUCCUAGUCCAGGGGAAGAUUGAUGAGAGGGACCUUCCUCCAGAGCUGACAGAAAGCCUUCUCUUGGAGCUGACGCCCUAAAUUUGGACUUUCAGCCUACUUUUUUUUUUUUUUUAAUAAUUUUUAUUGUGCUUCAAGUGGAAGUUUACAAAUCAAGUCAGUCUGUCACAUAUAAGCUUAUAUAAACCUUACUCUGUACUCCCACUUACUCUCCCCCUAAUGAGUCAGCCUGCUCCCUCCUUCCAGUCUCUCCUUUCGUGACGAUUUUGCCAGUUUCUAACCCUCGCUACCCUCCUAUCUCCCCUCCAGACAGGAGAUGACAACACAGUCUCAAGUGUCCACCUCAUAUAAGUAGCUCAGUCUUCAUCAGCAUCUCUCUCCCACCCAUUUUCCAGUCCCUUUCCUGUCUGAUGAGUUGUCUUCGGGAAUGGUUCCUGUCCUGGGCCAACAGAAGGUUUGGGGACCAUGACCGCCGGGAUUCCUCUAGUCUCAGUCAGACCAUUAAGUAUGGUCUUUUUAUGAGAAUUUGGGGUCUGCCUCCCACUGUUCUCCUGCUCCCUCAGGGGUUCUCUGUUGUGCUCCCUGUCAGCCUACUUUUUACUGUGAAGAAAUACAUUUCUCUUUGUUAAAGCCAUCCACUUGUGGUCUUUCUGCUACAGCAAUACUAGGUGUCUAAGACACUGCUCAAAUCUGUAUCUUGGACAUUAGCAGGCUCUGUGUUUUGCAAAGUAUGACAUCGAUUUUCCUCCAGAUGUCCCUGCUGAUUCAGGGUGUCAGCAUAAGGAUUACAGAUUCGGCCACUGUUGGCGUCCAUGUUCUCUUUCCUUGUAGUUGAGCUAAAAGUUCCCCUUCUUUCUAAUCACAUCUGUGGAUUUUUAAUGUCAGAUCAAUUGUAAUGCAGUAUACAGUAUACAACCAAACUGUGCUCAUUUUUAUCACAGCUUCCUUUCAUGACUAAGCAAUUGGACACAAUCUGUCUACAGAGGUUUAACACCAAAGAACUUGACUUUACAUUUUUCACAAAGGCUGGCUGCUCUAUUUUGUUUUUGUGUGAUUUCUACAAAUUUCCCUUGCCCACGAGUGUACGCGUUGCCAGCAGGCUUAUAUGGUGGCACAUGCUUUAUUAUCCAAGUUGCAUAGUGAAUAAUAUUAAAUGAGUCAGCUCCGGGAAGUACAAUGGCUUCUGGGCAAUGAAGGUUCGUCAUGAACUGAGUGUAGUCCGUAAAGUAGGCGCAGCUUGGGAUGGAGAUGUGUGUCAGGCUCCUGCUGUGCUCAGUGCACUGCCCUGGGCUCGGGGAGCCUGAGGUACAGCCGGGUGGGGGCUCAGCCAUCUUGGCCAGUCGGCUCUCCAUCUGAACCAGGGCAAGUGAAGCAUGGCUGGUGGUCUGUGUAUAGAGAGUGAUCUGAAUAGUGUGUGUGUGUGUGUGUGUGUGUGUGAGAGAGGGGGGGGGGAGGGUGAGAAGAGAAAUGGUUUUAUUACUACUUUUCUGAAUUCAAAUUGAACUCCCUUACAAAAAGUAGAACACAGUUCAGAGAAGAGAUGGAAUUAUAGUCUUAAAAUUUUUUGGUAUUCCUGGUCUUAGAACUACGAAGCUUUCAGAAUUUGGAAAAGAUUAUUUUAAAAACUGUUUUUAACGUGCUGGUUAUUUGGAGACAGUCUGCUGCUGGCUGGUUUGUUGUGGAGGUGGAGAGAGGAAAGGAGGCAGACCCACCGUCCGAGAUGAGGGUGGGCAGUGGGGUAUGCUAGGGACACAACCUUGUCCUUCUGCCCUUUCCCUGGUGGCUUUUAAUCUCCUCUUCCUUAGCUUUCUGCUAACACCUGGGGAAUACUGAUUGGUGGACACCUGCUGAUGGAGUUACAGUCAGAGGACUCACCCCACAGCAUUCUUUCCCUGUGACCUUUGUGAGCACAAACUCUGGGCUGGGCGUCAGGCCAGGCGGCCCCGUCUGAUCCCUACCACGUGGACAGCAUCGUGUCACCCAUUUAUAAUUGCGGAAAACGAGGCCCAAACUGGCCAAGUCUUGUGUGUGAGGUCAUGGGGGCUUUGAAGCGAGGCGGUCAGGUCCCCAAGCUCACAGCCAGAACCUCCGUGCCACCUGCCGCCUGGGCCCUGACCUGCUCGGUCAAGGACGAAAUCCACAUUCUGUCAGUGACGCUUGGCAUAAUUCACGUCUAACAGCAAAUUGCUUCUGGUGUGGUAGCUCUAUUUUUAGAAGACAAAAAUAGAGCAGGAUACAGUGUAAUCACGAUAUUUUUAGAGGCUGAAAUUUGUGGUGUGUGAAAACGAUUAUAAAAGGAAUAAUGACAAGGUUCUGCUAAUCCUGAUUUUGGAGAAGUUGGGAUUUGUAGCAUGUAUGCACACUGCGUGUAACAGAUACGCAGUGUGAUUUCUACAGGUUGUUCACCAGCUUCUCACAGGACCCAGAAAAGCGAGUUUGUUGGAGGGAGGGGGUGUGCUGGGGUAUCCUUGAAGUAAAUAAUAGCGACGUAAUUAUCUUGAACACACAGUUGUACCUUUGAGUCAUGGGCAGGCUCGUUCAGUGGAAGAGCGAGGGUACAAACAGGUAAACUUGAGGCUGUAGGCAGGAGGCAGGCUGAGGUGCAGCGUGGUCCCAGCUGCCCAGAGCUUCCCACGGGAGGAGAGAUCCUUACACAGGUCAGCAGAGAUGCUAGCUGCUGUGCGUUUGGGGGAUAUGAUCUGUGUGUCUCCCCCCCAACCCCUUUUUUUUUUAACAUAAAAUUAUGUUUUAAAAUUUUAUUUUAAAUAAAUAUAAUUUUUAAAUGAUAUUAAAAAAUGAAGAUAAUAAUACCUAUUACUUAGAUGGUUAAAAAAUACGAGACUAAGGGCAGCGUCUUUUAGGGUUCAGGCCCAGGCUCUCCUAUUGUCGGAUCCUUGUCAUUGUACAGUGGCCCUCAGCUGCAGGCCACAUCCUGGCACCCCCUGAGGGAGUGCAGUCCCCCAGGACCAGGGCCUGCAAGGGCCUUUAGGAGCCUUCCUUCAUGUUUGUUGGCUGCAUUCGUGAGUUGAUACGGUUCUUGGGGUGAGAUGUGGCGGAGGGAAUUGAGGGCCUGGUGGUCUGCAGAGAGCAGGGCAGCCCUUUCCUGCACCCCAGAUCCCAAUCCCAGACCUGGUGGCUCUAUCAGUGAGAGAACCCUGUCCUCUUCCCUUUGCCACGGACUGUGGUGGCAGGAAGAUGCUAGAAUAUGGCAGUAUGUGAGCCAGGCUGUGGGACACACGUUCCCACACAGCCCUGGGGCGGUGACUAGGGCACGCAGCCAUGGAGAGAAAGCCCCUUGUCUGCACCCCAGGGCUGGACCUCCUGAACCCAUAGUCCCAGAAAAGCUGUGCCUUCAAAGAAGGGUGGCUGUCAGGCGUCACCCAUGGUGAACUUGAAAAUCAUUGUGACUUCAGGGUGCUUACAUACGUGGCCUGCAGCCGGGGAAGAGCUUGUGCUCUGUCCCACGAGGAGGCUUUAGUGGCCCGAGGCCUCAAGUGACCUGUGGGGCAGUAUGGCAGACUGCAGCUGGACUGAGCCUGCCGAGUGGCGGGAGGGCUGGUCUGUACCAUGUGACACUGUGUCUGGAUACACCCAUCCGGGAGGUGGCCCUGACUGCCUGCUGCUCAUCGUCUGUUCUCUGCUGGCUUCGGGUGGUGGUCUAGAGCCUCUCAGAAGCCGCCUCUGGUGUUGGGGACAUGGGUGCUGAGGAUGAAAUGGUGCUGUUACUUACAUGUCUCCUCUGCAGCCCUGGACGGCGGACAUUGUCCCCUUGUCGUUCUCAGUGCCGAGUACAAUGCCUAGAGCAUACUCGGCUCCUGAUAAAUGUUUGUGGGAUAAAUGACACCAGACAGUGUUAUCAUAUUCACUGGGAGACAUGUAUGUGUAAUGCCAAGAAUCACGGAGAAGCCCACCGCCCACAUAUUUCCCAGCCUUAAAAGGCUGCAGAGGCUGCAGGUACUAUGAUGGGGACGCUUUCCUCAGUGACAGGAAAAGUCCCAGAGCAGGGAGAUAUUCUGAAACAGAGAGAGUUCAUGGCUAAUGUGUUUCAGGAUGAGAAGAGGAAUCUUUGUGCCGUGAGGAGAAUGAAAAACAGCGUGAAGCCCCCAGUGAGAUAAACCGGGCUCGUUUUCUUGCUUGUGCUAGUUUUAUGCACAGCCUUUCCUGGCACAGCGUUUCUGGGUGGGGUAUGUACCAUCUAGUAUUCAGCUUUUCUUUUUUUUUUUCCUUUAGCAGCUCAGCUAGAGAGAUUGAUAAAUAUUUCAGAAGGCCAGAGCCCCACCCGAGAUGAAUGGGUAUUCGGAGUGUGGGGCUUAGCAGCAAGGAAGACUGUUGUUUCCGGACCUGUUAAUUUCUAAACUGGCAAAACACAAGAAAGUUGCUUGGUACCGUUUGCUCUUUAGAACGGCUCGUGGGCCUCUUCGAGUUCAUGGGUUCAUGUCAGUACCCUCCAUGCCCCCACCUGGCAUAGCAGCACCCACCAGCAAACCCAUCCUAGGAAGCAGCAGCACCUCACAACACCCCACACAUAAUCCCCCGGAGCGUCCUGGUGGAUUCACCUUCUGAAUCGAUCCUACCUCUGCCUGCUUCUUAACGUGCUCCGUGAAGCCACCCUGGUCCCAGGCCUGGGCUCUGAAACAGCCCCUCACUCUCUCGCCUGCUCCAUCUCCCCUUCCACUGCUCCUGCCCGGGGUGGAUACUCUACAUGGACCUGAAUGAGCCCUUUAAAGCAUAGGUCAGAGCAGGAGGUCCUUGCCGAGGCCCCGGGACCUGUGGUCUGGCCCCAUCGGCUUCGCCCUGCCCCCUGGUUACUCAGCCGCUGCCCCACUGGGACCUACCGGGGGUCCCGGCUCACAGCCUUUACUGGCCCCCUCACCUAGAUGCUCCUUCUUGGGAUACUUUACCUGGCUCAUUCUCGCUUGCCAUCCAGGUUUCUGCCCAGAUGCCACUCCUCACUUUGUCUCUUGGGUCACUUUGUCUAAAAGGUAGCCUCCCAGUGGCAUUCUGCCCUCACAGUUCUUAUCCCCAGCACGUGGUACCAUGCAGUCCUUUAGUUAGAUGUCGUCUCUUCUUCCCUGGUGGAAGCUUGGGGGGCGGGCCCUGUCGUGUUCACUGCCACAUCCCUGGAAUCUACAGCAGUCAUUCAGUAACUAGGUCAGUGAGCUUUGGUGAAUGAGUGAAUGAAUGAAUGAGUGAAGCGAUGUGGACCGUGUGAUUGUGUGCAGAGGCAGCAUGGCAUGAGGGGUGGGUUUGGGCUUGGAAGCCAGCCUUGACCUUGGUGGAGUCAUUCACAGUCUCCAUGGCUUACUUUAUCUCUAAAAUGGGACGUUACCAGUACCUGUGCCCUCUGUUCCCCUCGUGAGGACUCCAUGAGCUAACGAAGUGCUCAGCCAAGUGCCUCACCCAUCAUAAGUGCCCGGUAAGAGUUAGCUGUUUAUAUUUCUGAUUUGGAAUGCAAGCUUUUUUGUUCAGUUUACCAGCAACUAGCAAGGAUAAUAGUUCAGAAAAAUGAAGUACUUUUAGUAAAUUGAAGCAAAUAAUAUCCUAAAGUGUGAACGGAGAAAGCCAUUCCACCCAAGGGGCCUUAAAGCACCAUCCUGAAAGCAACUUAGCAGCCAUUUGAUGGGUGAGGCCCCGAAGCCAGUGUGGUCCUUGAGCUGCAGCUGCUCUCUGGGGUGCAACCCCUGUGAGCAGAGAAUCCGGGCACCAUGUGGGCGGAUCAUUAGCAGAGCCUGGUGGUUCUGCGUCAGCCGCACCUCCUCCGUCUCCUUGUCCUUGACAUCUGACCAUGGAUGGUCACUGAUGAGUAAGGAGGUGAAGACUUCUACUGCUCUGCAGAGACUAAGAAAUGCUGCUUUUGAGACAGUGUCUUAGUUCUCUAGUGCUGCUAUAAAAGAAACACCAAAAGUGGGUGGCUUUAACAAACAUUUAUUUUCUCAUAGUUCAGGAGGCUAGAAGUCCAAAUUCAGGGUGCCAGUUCUAGGGGAAGGCUUUCUGUCUCUGUCGGCUCUGGAAGAAGUCCUUUCCUUGUCUCUUCUGGGCUUCUGCUCCUGGGCGGUGUUCAUGUGGCUUUGCAGGUCUCUUACCCAUCUCUGCUUGCCAAAUCUUCUCUUUUUAUCUCUUAUAAGAGAUUAACUCAAGACACACCCUACACCAAUUCUGCCUUAUUAACAUAACAGAAAACUCAUUCCCAAAUGGGAUUAUAGCCACGGGCGUUAAAAAAAAAAAAACACACAAAAAAAACUAAUCUCUUUGCCAGCAAGUCAAUUCCGACUCAUAGUGACCCUGUAGAGGUUAGAAUUUACAACACCUAAUUUUGGGGGACGCAAUUCAAUCCAUAACAUUCCACCCUUUGGGUCCCCAAAAUCGUGUCCUUGACCCAUACAAAGCACAUUUACCCCAUGAAAUCAUCCCAAGUCUUAGAUCAACUCCAAGUCCAAAAUCUAAUCUUCUGAAUCGUCUAAUUCAAGUGUGGGUGAGAUUUUAGGCAUAUUCCAUCCUGGGGCAAAAUUCCUGUUCAUCUGUGAACCUGUGAAAUCUAUACUAAAGUUAUCUAUUUCCAAAGUACAAUGGUGGAACAGGCACGAAAUAAGUAUUUCCAUUAAAAAUGGGAGAAAUUGGAGUAAAAGAAGGGGUAACAGGCACCAAGCAAGUCCAAAACCCAGCAAAACAGUUUACAUUAGCUCUCAAGGCUUUGGAAACCCUGGUGGUGUGGUGGUUAAGUGCUACAGCUGCUAACCAAGAGGUCAGCAGUUCGAAUCUACCUGGCACUCCUUGGAAACUCUAUGGGGCAGUUCUACUCUGUCCUAUAGGUUCGCUAUGAGUCAGAAUUGACUCGACGGCAGUGGGUUUGGGUUUUUUUUUUUUUUUUUUGGCUCAAGACUUAAAAAUAAUCCUUUUUUCUUUGGGACCACCUGAGCAGGGGUCCUGCCCUCCACACCCUGGGUGUUGGCCAUGCUUUCUGGAUUUUGGGUGGAGGUCCCUUGGCCCUGGGCUUCAGCUAUGCCUUCUAGGCCCACUGGGAUAACACCUCUGCUCCUUCGGUUUUGGGCAGCCCCGUUCACCUAGACCAUUUGAGUGGCAACCCCGCCCCCCUCAGCCCUGGCAUGCCCCAUCGUUCUACCCCAUGAGUAGCACAGCCCCACGCUCUGAAACUGAGUUGGUAAAGAUCUGACUCUUUGAAACCUAGGAGGUUGUGACCCUACCCUUUAAGAUCUAGGAGGCCGUGGCCCCACCCUUUGAAGCCAAGAAGGUCCUGCUUCCUGUGCUCCUUCCAACAGUUCUGCUAAUCUCCGAGCUGCUCCAGGGAUGAUUCUUUUCUUAAAGGACAACAGAUAUAGCUCCUUUUGCCCUCUUUCCUGCCUGUAGAAUUUCAAGAGGCAUGCAGUGUUCUUUCCCUCUCCCUUUCAGUCUAAGCUGAUGGGUUUUCUGUUGUUAUAGUCAGUUAGCUCCAUCAGUGACAGGCUUAGUCUCUUUAACAAAAGAUUGUAUAGCCACUUUCUUGGUGAAUAUUGUAGGACACAUAUCCUAGAAGAGAGCUUUUCAAGUCUUUUUAGUUUUUGUCUUCAUUUUGCACAGUUCAUCCUUAAGUCCAUCUCUUUCCUCUCACAUUUUAAUAUAACUAGCAAGGAGAAACCACGCAGCCCCUUUAAGAUCUUGCGUAGAAAUCGCCUCAGCCAGAUAUCCAAGUUCAUCACUUAAAAGUUGUACCUUCACCAAACAUUUGAACAUAAUUCAGACAAGUUCUUUGCCACUGCAUAAAAAGCAUAACCCUUCCUCCAUUGUCCAAUCACAGGCUCAUCAUUUUCUGUCAAAGCCUCAUCAGAAGCGUGUUUAAUGUCCACAUUUCUAGCAACAUUCUGUUGCUGGCACCAUAUGUAUUCUCUGGGGGGAUGGAGACUUUCUCUAGAGCUCUCCUCACUUCUUUCUGGGCCCUUACCUGAAUCACCUUUGAUGUCCAUAAUUCCAGGAAUAGUCUCUUCAAGGCAAUCUAGGCUUUUACUGUUAGGCACCUUAAAACUCUCCCAGCCUCUACCCAUUACCCAAAACCACUUCCACAUUUUAGGUAUCUGUUAGAGCAGCACCUCCUCCUUCUGGUACCGAAUUCUGCCUCAGUUAUCUGGUGCUGCAGUAGCAGAAACACCACAUGUGGGUGGCUUUCACAAACAGAAAUUAUUCUCUCACAGUUUAGGAGGCUAGAAGUCUGAAUUCAGGGUGCCAGCUCCGUGGGAAGGCUUUCUGUCUGUUGGCUCUGGAGGAAGGUCCUUGUUUCUUCUGAGCAUCUGCUCCUGGGUGAUCUUCUUAUGGCUUGGCGUCUCUCUUCCUUGCAUCUCUGCUUGUUAAUCUGCUCUUUUUAUCUGUUAAAAGAAAUUAACUCAAGACACACCCUACACUAGUCUUGCCUCGUUAACAUAAUAGAGAACUCAUUCCCAAAUGGGAUUAUAGUCAAAGGCAAAGAGUUUAGGAUUUACAACACGUGCUUUGGUGGGACACAGUUCAAUCCCUAGUAGGUGGGUUGGGCCUGGGAGCUGGUUUCCAUCCUCUCCUGGGCCCCUCGGUGGCACUGCCUUAGUGCCCUCCAGCCACAAAGCUCACGUGCCUCUGCAGGCUUUUUCCGAACCGGCCAUUGUGGUUUUUUGUUAUGAGUUAGUGACUCAUUUCUCAUGAGCUGGUUAAUAUGUACCUAUUUCCCGGCUUCCUGUCACUUAACCACAGACACCUUUUAGCUAAUUUUUAAUACUCAGCAACGUGGACCGUGGGUUGGAGGAUGACUUGUCCCUAUGGUGGUUCCAGCUGCUGACUCACAUGUUUGGGAGAAGCUUUGGCCCUGAGCAGCUGUCGUGGCAGUGGCUAGGAUACACAUCCUGCGCAGGGGCGGGUUAAACCAGGAAGCAGGGUACGCAGGGGCUUACCUGUGCUUACCUACUAAUCUGUAGUGCACGAUUUCACCUGUUUUCACCAUAUCAAAACAGGUGAGGUUGCCCACUAGAGGUAAGUAAGUAAGCACGAGUAAGCCUAUGAGACUCUUGUUUACUGGGGACUCUGUCCCUGGUCUUGGGUGUAGCUGUGGCUGUGGCCACUGUCACGGGGUGCAGGUAAAGUGGGAGGAUCAGAUGGAAUCUCGCUCGACCAGGGAUUCUGCUCCACUUUCUAGAUAUCUACUUCCUUGACUCCUUUUGUCAGCCCUGGAGGUCUGCAGGACGGAGGACAACACUGAGCCUGGGAAUCCAAGUAACAUGUGCACUGCUGACGUGGUGCUCACAUUGGAGCCAGGUGUGUCCUGAAAUCCCACGGGGCCACAAGGCCUCCAGGACACAGCCUCCUCCACAUGGGGCUGGUCCUGCCAAGACGGACUUUCUGGCCGGGACCAGCCGGUGGAGCUGCUCAGCCCUGCCCGUGUGAACCACAUGCCCAGCACAGUGGACGCAGUCACAGCACUGCCCCUGCAAGUCGCUCCCACGGCUGUGCCCAUGGACCUGCGCCUGGACCCACCGUUCCCGCUGCCCGUGGCGGAGCCUGCCCUGCGCGAGCAGCAGCUGCAGCAGGAGCUCCUGGCCCUGAAGCAGAAGCAGCAGCUCCAGAGGCAGAUCCUCAUCGCCGAGUUCCAGCGGCAGCAUGAGCAGCUGUCCCGGCAGCACGAGGCUCAGCUCCACGAGCAUGUCAAGCAGCAGCAGGAGAUGCUGGCCCUGAAGCACCAGCAGGAGCUGCUGGAACACCAGCGGAAGCUGGAGCGGCACCGCCAAGAGCAGGAGCUGGAGAAGCAGCACCGGGAGCAGAAGCUGCAGCAGCUCAAGAACAAGGAGAAGGGCAAGGAGAGUGCAGUGGCCAGCACGGAAGUGAAGAUGAAGCUACAGGAGUUUGUCCUGAACAAGAAGAAGGCGCUGGCCCACCGCAGCCUGAACCACUGCAUCUCCAGUGACCCUCGCUACUGGUACGGGAAAACACAGCACAGCUCCCUCGACCAGAGCUCGCCCCCCCAGAGCGGGGUGUCAGCCUCCUACAACCACCCGGUCCUGGGCAUGUACGACGCCAAAGACGACUUUCCGCUCAGGAAAACAGCUUCUGAGCCCAACCUGAAGUUACGGUCCAGGCUAAAGCAGAAAGUGGCUGAGAGACGGAGCAGCCCCCUGUUGCGCAGAAAAGAUGGGCCAGUGGUCACCGCUCUGAAAAAGCGCCCAUUGGAUGUCACAGACUCCGCGUGCAGCAGUGCCCCGGGCUCCGGGCCCAGCUCACCCAACAACAGCUCCAGCAACGUCAGCUCGGAGAACGGCAUCACGCCGGCGGUCCCCAGCAUCCCGGCCGAGACCACCCUGGCGCACAGACUGGUGGCCCGCGAGGUGACACAGCUCCCUCUCUACACAUCACCUUCCUUGCCCAACAUCACCCUGGGACUUCCUGCCACUGGCCCUUCUGCUGGGGCGGCCGGCCAGCAGGAUGCUGAGCGCCUUGCUCUCCCAGCGCUCCAGCAGCGGAUCCCCCUCUUCCCUGGCACCCACCUCGCCCCCUACCUGAGUGCUGCGCCCCUGGAGCGGGACGGCGGGGCCGCACACAACCCUCUCCUGCAGCACCUGGUCUUACUGGAGCAGCCGCCGCCACAGACGCCCUUGGUCGCAGACUGGUAUCUUUCAGGCCUGGGCACGCUGCCCCUCCACGCCCAGUCCCUGGUCGGUGCAGACCGGGUGUCCCCGUCGGUGCACAAGCUGCGGCAGCACCGCCCGCUGGGGCGCACGCAGUCAGCACCGCUGCCCCAGAACGCCCAGGCCCUGCAGCACCUGGUCAUCCAGCAACAGCACCAGCAGUUCCUGGAGAAGCACAAGCAGCAGUUCCAGCAGCAGCAGCUGCACGUGAGCAAGAUCAUCUCCAAGCCGAGCGAGCCAACCCGGCAGCCCGAGAGCCACCCCGAGGAGACAGAGGAGGAGCUCCGGGAGCACCAGGCCUUGCUGGAGGAGCCCUGCCUGGACCGGCUGCCAGGCCAGAAGGGGGUGCACACGCUGGCCGGCGUGCAGGUGAAGCAGGAGCCCGUGGAGAGCGACGAGGAGGAGACAGAGGCUGCCCGGGAGGCCGAGCCAGGUCAGCGCCAGGCCACCGAGCAGGAGCUGCUCUUCAGACAGCAAGCCCUCCUCCUGGAGCAGCAGAGGAUCCACCAGCUUAGGAACUACCAGGCGUCCAUGGAGGCGGCUGGCAUCCCUGUGUCCUUCGGUGGCCACCGGCCCCUGUCCCGGGCGCAGUCCUCCCCGGCGUCUGCCACCUUCCCCAUGUCUGUGCAGGAGCCCCCCGCCAAGCCGCGCUUCACGACAGGCCUCGUGUACGACACGCUGAUGUUGAAGCACCAGUGCACCUGCGGGAACACCAACAGCCAUCCCGAGCACGCCGGCCGCAUCCAGAGCAUCUGGUCACGUCUGCAGGAGACCGGCCUCCGCAGCCAGUGUGAGUGCAUCCGUGGCCGCAAGGCCACGCUGGAGGAGCUGCAGACGGUGCACUCAGAGGCCCACGCGCUGCUUUACGGCACCAAUCCCCUCAACCGCCAGAAACUGGACAGUAAGAAACUUCUAGGCUCCCUCACCUCUGUGUUUGUGCGGCUCCCCUGUGGUGGUGUUGGGGUGGACAGCGACACCAUAUGGAACGAGGUGCACUCGUCGGGGGCGGCCCGCCUGGCCGUGGGCUGUGUGGUGGAGCUGGUCUUCAAGGUGGCUACAGGCGAGCUGAAGAAUGGCUUUGCGGUGGUCCGCCCCCCGGGACACCAUGCAGAGGAGAGCACGCCCAUGGGCUUCUGCUACUUCAACUCCGUGGCCGUGGCAGCCAAGCUUCUCCAGCAGAGGUUGAGUGUCAGCAGGAUCCUCAUCGUGGACUGGGACGUGCACCACGGGAACGGGACGCAGCAGGCCUUCUACAGCGACCCCAGCGUGCUGUACAUCUCCCUGCACCGCUACGACGAUGGGAACUUCUUCCCGGGCAGCGGGGCCCCUGAUGAGGUGGGCACAGGACCCGGCGUGGGCUUCAACGUGAACAUGGCCUUCACUGGCGGCCUCGACCCCCCCAUGGGUGACGCCGAGUACCUGACUGCUUUCAGGACAGUGGUCAUGCCAGUUGCUGUCGAGUUUGCGCCGGACGUGGUGCUGGUGUCGUCAGGCUUCGACGCGGUGGAGGGUCACCCCACACCCCUCGGAGGCUACAACCUCUCCGCCAGAUGUUUCGGGUACCUCACGAAGCAGUUGAUGGGCCUGGCCGGCGGCCGCAUCGUCCUGGCCCUGGAAGGUGGCCACGACCUGACGGCCAUCUGUGAUGCCUCAGAAGCCUGCGUCUCUGCCCUGCUGGGGAACGAGCUCGACCCUCUCCCAGAGAAGACUUUACAGCAAAGAUCCAACGCCAACGCCAUCCGGUCCAUGGAGAAGGUCAUCGAGAUCCACAGCAAGUACUGGCGCUCCCUACAGCGCACCGCCUCAACCGUGGGGUACUCGCUGGUGGAGGCCCAGAAGUGCGAGAACGAGGAGGCUGAGACGGUCACCGCCAUGGCCUCACUGUCCGUGGGCGUCAAGUCGGCUGAAAAGAGCAGACCAGACGAGGAACCCAUGGAGGAGGAGCCGCCCCUGUAGCCCUGCUCCGAAGCUGCUGUUCUCUUGUUCGUUUGUCUCUGUCUUGAAGCUCAGCCAGAAAACUUCCUGUGUCUGCCUGCGUUCUGCCGGGUGUUCUCAGAACACGGGGCAGCCAGGUGUGAGCAGCACCAGGAGCCUUUCUGCUGCCCAGACCACAGAUCUCCAGGCGCACAGGCCAAGGUGUGGCCGCUCACUCGGACACGGGACAGACCCACAGGGCGUUCGGCGCCAGCGUGGGGCUCGCCGGGAGAAGGACGCGACGGCAACGUGCGGUGGAGUUGCCCGAUUCAGCUGACACAAGAAAGAGAAAAUCAAAGAUCUAACAAUACAAAACAGACUUGAUUAAAACUGGUGCUUAACGUUUGAUUACUUCCCACAGUUCCACGAUCUCUGUGUAAACCACUCAGCUCAUCUUGUAGCUUGUGUUUUUUUUGAGAACGUUUUCUAGGGCUCCAGCCUGCCCCAGUGAACCACAGCAGGUGCCACGGGGGUUUGCAGCGGGCGGGGGACAGAGCGGACAAACCUUCAAAAUAAAAACUGGACAAAAGCAGAAACAGGAGCCCAGGGGAGUGGCUUUAGUUUCUGGAAGCCAUCGGAAGAUGCGAGCUUGUGCCUUUUUUUUAUUGCUCUGGUGGAUUUUUGUGGCUGGGUUUUCUGAAGUCUGAGGAACAAUGCCUUAAGAAAAAAUAAACGGUGGGAGUCAGCGGGACAUUUGCUCCGGCUGGCAAGGCCCCGAGGCACCCGGCGAGCAGGUGGUGGCCGCGGCGCAGCGCCGAGGGCGGCCACCCGCCAGCGUCUUCAGGAGGGGCGGCGAGCCAGGACGUCCUCAGUUUCCUUUAUCGCUGUUUAAGAGAAGUGGAGGUAGUUGCCAAAAAAAGUGGCAAAUACUGUUGGGGAUUUUGAAGUCCAACAAGUUUUAAACAAAUCCAAAGUGUUCUUUCUCACAUGUCAUAUGACAAUGGAGCAUCUCCCAUUUGGUUGUUAAGCAUGUCCCAGGCGCUCUGCGGUGUUACGGCCAGAAUGCUUUUUAUGAAAAGCAAGUAGCAUGAAGUGUUGCUUAAAUUUUAGGUAUAAAUAAAUAUAUAUAUAUAUGUCUGCAUAUAUAUAUAUAUAUACACACUCACAUGUAUAAUAUAUAUAUAUUCCAAUGUAUUCCAAGCUAAGAAACUUGAUUCUUAUGAAAUCUUGAUAAAAUAUUUAUAAUGCAUUUAUACAAAAAAAAAGUAUAUAUAUAUCUAUAUAUAUAUAUAUAUAUAAGAACUGCAGGUUGUAAAGGUCCCUGGCGAGUGAUCGACUUGUGAAUUAAUUAUAAAGGUGCUUAUGGAAAGGAAUCUAGUUUGAAACUCACAUAUUUUCGAGCUCGAUUGGAUAGCUUUCAGAUCACCGGCACAUUCGCCACCGGGCAGCUACCCUCCAAGUUUGUACUUUCAUUUCAUUGUUUUCUGACAGAACCUGUUCCCUCUCCAAACCUCCACACACAUAUGUAUCUAAUGAGUUUUUAUAGCAAAAGAUAUAAAUUUGCUGUUGAUUUUUGUAUGAAUUUUUCACAAAAAGAUCCUGAAUAAGCGUUGUUUUGUGAAUUUUACAUUCUCCUCACCAUUUGGCGGUUUUCUGAAUGGCAACGACGUCUAAGCCUUUAUUCCUUUCCUAAGUUCUUGCUUGGUGUUUCUUUUUCUUCUUUUAACUUUUCAAGGAUGUGUUUUUUUACUAUUAUUAUUUUGUUUCUGUUUGUUUUCGUACAGCAAGCAGCUUUCCAGGGGUGCACGGAGCUGCUGCGUCCGAGUUUGUUUUCUGAGCGAGCAUCAAAUGAAAAGAGGGGUCGAGGGCCUGGCGUCGCGGUGCCCACGGUUGUGUCUUCCCUGAGUUCUGUCCACGUAAAACCAGAGGGCCCCCCGACCUUUCACCUUAGUAUGACAGGGUGGCGCCGCGUCCCCUCCACAGUCGCGUGGGGUCCCACGUGACAUUUGGAUCCUCUCGGUUGAAGGCCGUGGGACACCGUGGGCAGUCAGCAUACGUGAGUCUCACCUUUAAACACCUCUGACCACAGUCAGCAUAGAACUUUAACUUGGGUUUUCCAAAGACCUUUUAAGCAUGUCAGCAAUGCAUGGAGCCAGAGUGCGAUGGUCACCCGGUCCGGGUUUUUCCGCUGCGGCCACACAGCUGGGGCCCCAUCUGGGAGCCCCCGGCCUGGCGACCCUGGAGGGACAGCACGACCCUGAGCCAGGAGCCGUCUUGCCCUUCUUCCCUUUGAGGGUAACUGGCAGGGCCGUUUUAUUUACUGUAACUUACUUUCCAGCACCUGAAGCCACCGAUUUUACUCCAGAGCGGACUGAGUUGAGACGUGUGGGCGGACGGCCAGGUGUUCACAGACGGGCAGCCAGCACAGUGGCGGGCUUGGUGACGUUUACAGGGUAGUUUCUGACAGAGACACUGACUCACCGGACCACUGACCAGACCAAUGCAGAUUCUCGGGCGUGCCUGGUCCUCGGGAUGCUGUGGGUCAGACACGGGACAGCGGUUACACAGAGGGGAAGGUCUCGAAUGGUUUGGCUUUCUCCCCAAGCUGGCUGCCCUUGGCUCUGAAGCCAGCUCGCCCGUGGCAGCCGUGUUCAGGGUGGCACCAGAGCCCAGCCGGUGGCUCUCAUGGCCUCCUGGCCCCAUCCUAUGCCCACGCCCUCCUCCAGCCAGCAGUGGCUCAGGAGACGCGCCGUCUCCUGUUUCUUGCAGAUGACCACUGUGGGGUGGACACUCGGUCCUCCCAGAGCAAGGUGUCCUCGGGCCGCGGCCAGCGGGCCUUGUUUUCUGCGUCACCCACUCCAGCUCCUCAAAGCCUGCUUGAAGCAUUACCAUGUAGCCUUUUUUCUUUUGAAGAUAACACUUGCCCGUCCCCAGCCGACCUAGCGUCCGCCAUCAGGACCAGCACAGCGGGGUGACCGGCACAGUCUCCCUCCUGGGUCCUGGCACCUGGGACCCUCAGCCUUUUUCUUCCUUUGCAAAGGCCUUCGGGCGCAAAGGGCCUUCGGGGCACUGGCCAGGGAGUCAGCGAGCGAGCACUUUAUACCCCUCCGAGGGACACGCCCGACCCGCCCUGCGGCUGCCCGCUGGGACCGGCGGCCCCUCCGGCCUCCCAGGGCUCCGGUUUGGAAGGGCCACUUUGUCAAAGUGUUUCAGUUUUCUUUCCUUUUUUAAAAAGUCUGUUUCCAGAGGAGGGACCGUCUCCCAACGGCCCAACACAAAAGCAAGUUGAUUUUUGCAGCAGUAGCGGCGGAGUUUCUCGUUGUUGUUACUUUCGAUUGGGACAUUCCUUUUUUAUUAGUCACAGUCACGGCCUCAUUCCAUUCUUCUUUUUGUAGACUUUUGGGCCCACGUGUUUUAUGGGCAUUGAUAUAUAUAUAAAUAUCUAUACAUAAAUAUAUAUGAAUAUAUUUUUUUAAGUUUCCUACACCCGGAGUUUGCAUGGACUGUAGGCCGGCAUGUCUUUAUAUUGUAUACAGAUUUUGCACGCCAAACUUGGCAGCUUUGGGGAAAGAAAAAAAAAUGCCUUCUUUUUCCCCUCUCAUGACAUUUGCAGAUACAAAAGAUGGAACCAUUUCUGUAAAACAAAACCUUGAAGGAGAGCGGGAGGGGGGGAGUUUGCGUCUUAUUGAACUUAUUCUUAAGAAAUUGUACUUUUUAUUGUAAGAAAAAUAAAAAGGACUACUUAAACAUUUGUCAUAUUAAGAAAAAGUUUAUCUAGCACUUGUGACCUACCAAUAAUAGAGUUUAUUGUAUUUAUGUGGAAACAGUGUUUGGGGACUCUGCGCAGAACUCAACGUGAGCUGCCUGUCUCUGAAGAUAACCUGGAGGAACUCCGUUCUGUUUUCAUUUGUUUCAUUUGAUUUCCUUUCCAGGGGCGAGCGGCCCAGCCGAGGCACGGGCAGGCUCGGGAGCCCCCUUUCCGCACAGCGGCGUUGACUUUUUAAUUACUUUUUGAUAAUGUUUGGCUAAGAUUUCACUUUAACUGAGCAGUCCUGGACUGUGAGCACUGUGGUUUAAAAUACUCUGCGUUGAAAGGAAACCAUUUCUUCACUGUACCGGGCGGGGUGCUUCCUCGCACCGUCUUCUGUCUCUGACGUUUGAUUAAAAGUCUCCUAUUGAAAGAAACGGGAACGGAACGUUCUUUUGUCCGGUUGAUGGGUGUUUUGGGGUUGUGCCCAGGUUGUGAGAGUGACAAACAUACAUACAUAAUACGUAUGUACAGGCGUACCUUGGAGAUAGCGCAGGUUCCGUUCCGGCCCAACACAAUAAAGCAAGUCAUAUGAAUUUUUUGGUUUCUCAGUGCAUAUAAAAGUUAUGUUUGCACUGUACUGAGGCCUACUAAGUGUGCAAUAGCAUUAUGGCUAGAAAAACAGUGUACAUGCCUUAAUUUAAAAAUACUUUAUUGCUAGGAAAAGUGCCAGCCAUCAUCUGAGCCUUCAGCAAGUCACAAUCUUUUUGCUGGUGAAGGGUCUUGCCUCCAUGCUGAUGGCUGCUGACUGAUCAAAGUGACGGUGGCUGUGGCAGUUUCUUAAAAUAAGACGACAAUGAAGGUGGCUGCAUUGAUCGACUCUUCUUUUCGUGAAAGAUUUCUCUGUAGCCUGAGGUGCCGUGUGACAGCGUUUUACCCACAGCAGAACUUCUUUCACAAUCGGGGUCCGUCCUCUCAAACCCCGCCACUGCUUUAUCAGCUAAGCUUACGUGAUAUUCUAAAUCCUUUGCUGUCACUUCAGCAGUGUUCACAGCAUCUUCGUCAGGAGUAGAUUCCAUCCCAGGAAACCAGUUUCUUUGCUCAUCCCCAGAGACAACUCCUCUUCUGUUCAAGUUUCAUUGUGAGAUUGCAGCAAUUCAGUCACGUCUUCAGGCUCCACUUCUAAUUCUGGUUCUCUUGCUGUUUCCACCACACCUGCAGUUACUUCCUCCACUGAUGUCUUGAACCCCUCACAGCCAUCCGUGAGGGCUGGAAUCAACUGCUUUUGACCUCUUCCCAUGAAUCAUGAAUGUUCUUAAUGGCAUCUAGCAUGGCGAAUCCUUUCCAGGUUUUCAAUGAACUUUGCCCAGAUCCAUCAGAGGAAUCGCUAUCUAUGGCAGCUAUAACCCAUGGCAGCUGUAGCCUUAUGAAAUGUAUUUCUUAAGUAAUAAGCCUUGAAUGUCGAAAUUACUCCUUGAUCCAUGGGCUGCAGGAUGGAUGUUGUGUUAGCAGGCACGAAAACAACGUUAGUCUCCAUGUACAUCUCCGUCAGAGCUCUUGGGUGACCAAGUGCAUUGUCAACGAGCAGUCAUAUUUUGAAAGGAAUCUUUUUUUUUUUUUUUGAGCAGUAAGCCUCAACAGCGGGCUUAAAAUAUUCAGUAAACCAUGUUGUAAACAGAUGUGCUGUCAUCCAGGCGUUGUUGUUCCAUUUAUAGAGCAGAGUCAGAGUAGAUUUAGCAUAUUUCUUAAGGGCCCUAGGAUUUUCAUUGGCUUCAACUUUAAGUCGCCAGCUGCAUUAGCCCCUAACAAGAGACUCAGCCUGUCCUUUGAAGCCAAGCAUUGACUUCUCCCUAGCUACCGAAGUCCCAGAUGGUAUCUUCUUCCAGUGUAACACUGUUCCGUCUACGCGGAAAACCUGCUGUUUAGUGUGGCCACCUUCGUCAGCUGCCUUAGCUGGAUUUUCGGGAUAACUGGCUGCAGCGUCUGCACCGGCACGUGCUGCUUCACCUUGCACUUCUACGUUAUGGAGACGGCUUCUUUCCUUAAACCUCGUGAACCAACCUCUGCUGGCUUCAGACUUCUUCUGCAGCUUCCUCACCUCUCUCGGCCUUCACAGAAUUGAAGAGAGCGAGGGCCUUGCUCCAGAUUAGGCUUUGGCUUAAGGGAAUGUAGUGGCUGGUCUAAUCUAUCCAGACCACUAAAACCUUCUCUCAGCAGUAAGGCCUCUCCGCUUUCUUAUUGUUGAGUUCACGGAAGCAGCACUUUUAAUUUCCUUCAAGAACUUUUCGUUUGUAUUCACAGCUUGGCUGUUUAGCACAAGAGGCCUAGCUUUCAGCCUACCUCAGCUUUUGACCUGCCUUCCUCGCUAAGCUUAAUAAUUUCUAGCUUUCGAUUUAAAAUGAAAGACGUGUGACUCUUCCUUUCACUUGAACACUUAAAGGCCAUUGUAGGAUUAUUACUUGACCUAAUUUCAAUGUUGUCCUGUCUCAGGGAAUAGGGAGGCCCAAGGAGAAGGAGAGAGACGGGGAACGGCCCGUCCCUCGAGUAGUCAGAAUACACACAUUUGCCCAUUAAGUUAACCAUCUUAUGUGGGACAGUUUCUGGUACCCCAAAACAAUUACAAUAGUAACAUCAAAGAUCACGGAUCACAGAUCACCAUAACAGAUAUAAUAAUAAUGAGAAAGUGUGAAAUAUUGCGAGAAUUACCAAAUAUGACACAGACACGAAGUGAGCACACGCUGCUGGAAAAAUGGCGCUAAUAGACUUGCUGACACAGGGUUUCCACGAACCUUCUAUCUGUAAACAUAGUGUUUGCAAAACGCAAUUAAAAAAAAAAAAUGAAGCACAAUAAAAUGAGGUAUGCCUGUAUUUAAAAGGAGGGCCAAGGUAUGGUUUGCCCUGGGGCUUGGGGCAGAGCUGCAGUACACAUGGCAGGAAC
Loxodonta africana (African savanna elephant) is the source of this 22800-nucleotide messenger RNA. RefSeq names its product histone deacetylase 4 (gene HDAC4). NCBI's taxonomy places the organism in Eukaryota, Metazoa, Chordata, Mammalia, Proboscidea, Elephantidae. Bases 12971 to 16156 code for a protein of 1061 amino acids. Gene Ontology annotation, molecular function: histone deacetylase activity. The transcript is spliced from 26 exons. The record is from RefSeq and is a predicted model, not a curated record. Gene Ontology annotation, biological process: negative regulation of transcription by RNA polymerase II.